GGAAGGUUGAUUGUUAUUUUCAUGCAAAAUUUAAAGUAGUUGUUUUCAUGAUGAUAAUUUUACUUCUAAAGUAUUGGCAUUCUGAAUCAAAUAAAAACACUAAAUCUUAUAUUUUUGUUCAAUAUGAAAAAGAGAAUGACAUAAAUAUUAUAGAUAAAAAAUAUGAUCUACGCGUCAUUGUUAUUGUUUAUGACAGGGCGCAUUCACUUCUCAGAUUGCUAAAAUCUCUAAAUCAUGCAGAAUAUUUUUCUGAUUUAAUCAAAGUUGAAGUUUGGAUUGAUAGAUCAGAAAAGGGCACUAUCAACGAAACUACUUUAAAUACAGCGAGGAACUUUUUGUUUAAGCACGGAGACUAUGAUGUUAUUUGUCAUAAAUAUCACGUUGGAAUCUAUGGACAAUGGUUUACAACUUGGAAACCACAAUUGAAUUCAUCAGAAAUUGCUGUAAUUUUAGAAGAUGACCUAACUGUUUCCAAGUACUUCUGGAAAUAUUUAAAACUCGUUCAUAAGAAAUACGAUAAGCACAGAGAUAUUAAUGGCUAUUCUUUACAAGGUAUUACAACAACUUUUGAUGUUAAAAAUCCGCAUAUACUUCAAAGACCAACUUCAGAAUAUGUUUAUCUUUACCCAGUUGUAGGUGCUUGGGGAUUUUCACCGAAUAAAAGCAAUUGGAAACUAUUUAUCGAUUGGUAUAUGUUUGGAGAUGCAAAAUCAACAGUGCCUUAUGUUCCUGGACAUCUUGCAACAUACUGGUUUAAAAAUCAUCAACGGAAAGGAAUAUCAAAUACGAUGUGGGAAAUGUGGCAUAUAUAUUAUGCUUUGAAACAUAAUGAAUACACACUUUAUUGUAACUAUCCAAAUCACACAGGAUUGACAACUAAUUGGAGGGAAAAGGGGUUACACAUGUCUAUAAGCAAAGGAACUUCAAACCCUGUACUGACCGAGUGGAAGACAGAAUAUGAAAAUUUACCGAAGAUGCCAAUAUACCUAGAUAUUGCUGGGAAAAGAAUUGAGUCUAGAAACAUUCCAUAACCUUUCCUUAAUAGCCUUACAACUUUGAUGGAAAAUGUGCGAUACAAUAUUGCAUAGGUUUUUGCAUUAGAAUACACUUGAUAUUCUGUAUAAAACAGCCACUAGGAUAUCUUUGCAAAACCAGGAUGUGUCCUUUCGGAACACCUGUGUCAAGUGUCCGGGUUCUACUUUUUUUCUGAACUAUAUAUUAGCCGUUAAAUAUGCAUGGUAAAACAUAUGAUUAUCGAAUACGACCGCUGUAUUUGUAAUAGGCAUUCGUUGAAAUCAACUCUCGGCUAACGAGAAUACAGCUGUAUAGAAGUAAAAACUCUGUCUUAUAGACAUGUUAUAUGCCUCGCAGUGUCUCUUCUUCAUGUAUAUCUCGUAUCAGUUUAAUCUAUAUGUGUUUUUGCGAUUUAUUUCGUCUUUCAUUUGUGUACAAUUUGUAUACUUACUGUCAGUAAACACUUUAUAUAUUCCCUUUUUGUCAUGUCGAGUUAUUCUGUUUGAUUUCAUUAUCAUUUUGGUUGAGGGUCUAUAUGAAUUGCUUAGUUCCUUUCGUCUGUCCAUCCGCCCCCAGGGUCUUGUCCGGUAUGUGAUUCUACAUGCGUGGACUGAUUUUCAACUAUUGAUUUUUAAACUUUCAAACAUUUGUUACCAAUAAUCGGGAACUUGUGAGUCCAAACCACGAAAGACCACCUCCGAUGUCAUUAUCACCAAACAAAAUUUAACACAUAUAUAUUUUAUGUCGGAGUGGCAACUUCUACAUGCAUUUACCAAAUUUCAAACAUAUGCAUAUUUUUCCAUAGGUUUAAAAAGCAUCAUUUCUUGUCCAGCGACUUUAUCAGCCCUUUAGAGAUUUUGAAAUAUGUUACACAAAUGUUAACUACAGAUAAAUGAUCUUGGACAUGCAAGAGUCAUCACCUUUGCUUGAACAUUAAGGUCGCACUUUCUGGUCCGGACUCUUGGCAACAAUUUGUGUUCGGGGCAUAACUCUGAUAUUCAUAGCGGUAUUUUGGAAUAAUUAUGUAUUAUUUAUUGCAUAGUAAAACUCAGGAAGGUCAAAAUUGCAUUUUGGAUAAACAAAUAAGUGUUCUGAUCUACCUUGUUAUAUGUUGAUUUAAGCUACAUGUGGCUGGCAUGUUAAGAAAUAACUUAUUUUAUAAAUGAACACUAUUCUUUAAAACAGUCAUGUGACAUUUUGCAAAGUUCUGCUUUUUUAGAUUUGAAACAAUUGUUAACAACCGUUUGCCUCUUUACAUAAGCAACUUGCAGUUUUAUAUCAUAUA
Molecule: messenger RNA, 2299 nt
Organism: Mercenaria mercenaria
Lineage: Eukaryota; Metazoa; Mollusca; Bivalvia; Venerida; Veneridae
Exons: 2
Coding region: 48-1031 (327 amino acids)
Source: RefSeq, a predicted model, not a curated record